Molecule: messenger RNA, 2646 nt
Organism: Triticum aestivum (bread wheat)
Lineage: Eukaryota; Viridiplantae; Streptophyta; Magnoliopsida; Poales; Poaceae
Product: GTPase ERA-like, chloroplastic
Exons: 13
Coding region: 21-1226 (401 amino acids)
Biological process (GO): ribosomal small subunit assembly
Molecular function (GO): ribosomal small subunit binding; rRNA binding; GTP binding
Source: RefSeq, a predicted model, not a curated record
CACUUCCUCUGCUCUGCGCAAUGGAGCUAGGCCUCGCGCUCCGGCUAGCCGCGCCGCCGGCGCGCCUCCCCCGCCGCCGGUAUUCAACACCGCCGUGCGCGCCAGGACGGAGCGGUAUCUGCGCUGGGAGGCGCGAGAGUAGGGGGGCGGGGGCUGUGUCGACGAGUGGGGGUGUGAGCUAUGCGGUGGUUGAAGAUGAGGAGGGGGAGGAGGAGGAGAUGGCGAGGCCGCGGCUGGAGCUCAUCGAGAAGCCGGACCGGAGCCUGGCGCUGCUGGACGAGUACGAGUCGGAGGAGCUGGGGGCGGCGCUCUGCGCCAACCACCGCAGCGGUUAUGUUGCUGUGUUGGGGAAGCCGAAUGUCGGCAAGAGCACCCUGAUAAACCAAAUUGUGGGUCAGAAGCUUUCGAUCGUAACGGACAAGCCACAGACCACACGUCACCGCAUUCUUGGUAUAUGUUCGGAACCAGAAUACCAGAUAAUACUUUAUGACACGCCAGGCGUCAUUAAGAAGGAAAUGCACAAGCUAGACUCGAUGAUGAUGAAGAAUGUCCAGAGCGCUAUUGGCAAUGCGGACUGUGUGAUUGUCGUCGCUGAUGCUUCCAAACUGCCCGAAAAGAUAGAUGAUAUGCUGGAAGCGGGUGUGGGAAACAAAGAUACCAAGGUCCCUGUUGUGUUGGUACUCAACAAGAAAGAUAUGAUAAAACCCGGAGAAAUCGCAAAGAAACUCGAGUGGUACCAAAAAUUCACUGAUGUUGACGAUGUUAUACCUAUAAGUGCUAAAUUUGGUCAUGGAGUGGUUGAUAUCAAGGAGUGGAUAUUGUCAAAGCUUCCACUAGGUCCUGCCUACUACCCCAAGGACAUAGCUAGUGAACACCCCGAGAGAUUUUUUGUGGGGGAAAUAGUGAGGGAAAAGAUUUUUCUUCAAUAUAGGCAGGAAAUUCCAUACGCAUGCCAGGUUAAUGUUACAAGUUACAAAAGCAGGCCUAGUGCCAAGGAUUUUAUUCAAGUUGAGAUACUUGUUGAGAGGGAAUCACAAAGAAGCAUUAUACUUGGGAAGGAUGGGAAAGCUAUAAAGACGUUGGCAACAGCAUCAAGGCUUGACAUUGAAGAUUUCCUUCAAAAGAAGGUUUAUCUUGAGAUAGAUGUGAAGGUGAAGGAAAACUGGCGGCAAGAUGAACGGCUUUUGAAACGUUACGGCUAUGGUGGGGAGAUUCAAGCGCUAUAAAUACAAGCAUGGCACAUAGCUUAUCAGGUCGUGGGAGUAGGAAAUAGCCCGGGUUUUUUACUUUUCUUUUCUUCUUCCCCUGUUGAGUUGAGGUAUUUAGGUGCUGAAAUGCAGGUUGAAUUAGAUCAGUUAUUAGUCAGGAACUCUUACCAAAUUUUGAUGUAGACAUCUGGUGUACUAUGGAAUAGCUGUUUCUACAUCCAAAUCAUAUUUCAGCUCUGUCCCUGUAGAUAGCCUGCAGUGUUGCUUCAAUCCUCUGUUUGUCUGCUGAAGUUGCUUUACACUUCAUGGAGCCAAACCCCCAGGCCAGGUCUGUGGGAUCACAGGAGCAGAGUUCUAAUUCACUGAUGGUUUUUGUGAUUUCCUCUGUAUACGACGGUAUUUAUUUCUUGACAACUCUUUUCACAGUGGUACCAAAAAUUCACUGAUGUUGACGAUGUUAUACCUAUAAGUGCUAAAUUUGGUCAUGGAGUGGUUGAUAUCAAGGAGUGGAUAUUGUCAAAGCUUCCACUAGGUCCUGCCUACUACCCCAAGGACAUAGCUAGUGAACACCCCGAGAGAUUUUUUGUGGGGGAAAUAGUGAGGGAAAAGAUUUUUCUUCAAUAUAGGCAGGAAAUUCCAUACGCAUGCCAGGUUAAUGUUACAAGUUACAAAAGCAGGCCUAGUGCCAAGGAUUUUAUUCAAGUUGAGAUACUUGUUGAGAGGGAAUCACAAAGAAGCAUUAUACUUGGGAAGGUAAAGCAGUUCAAAAAAAAUCAUUCAUGUGCAGUCUUGAAUAUUUCAGGAUUACAAAUUCAGUUAAGCAUAACAACAAAUUGAGGGAUUUUGCACAAACUACCUUCUGGGAAUUUCGUGAAUUACUAAAUGUAUGUGUUGUUCUACAAAGUUUUGAAUUGAUGAAACAGAAGUAAGGCUGAUCUUAUUGUUGGAAAAGGAAUUGGGUCAUAAAUAAGAAGAUAUAUAUAUGGAAUCAAACAGUUCCUAGCUUGAAUAUUUUAACGAGCAAAACUAUCAUCCGCUAUAUUUCUCAAACGCAGGAUGGGAAAGCUAUAAAGACGUUGGCAACAGCAUCAAGGCUUGACAUUGAAGAUUUCCUUCAAAAGAAGGUUUAUCUUGAGAUAGAUGUGAAGGUGAAGGAAAACUGGCGGCAAGAUGAACGGCUUUUGAAACGUUACGGCUAUGGUGGGGAGAUUCAAGCGCUAUAAAUACAAGCAUGGCACAUAGCUUAUCAGGUCGUGGGAGUAGGAAAUAGCCCGGGUUUUUUACUUUUCUUUUCUUCUUCCCCUGUUGAGUUGAGGUAUUUAGGUGCUGAAAUGCAGGUUGAAUUAGAUCAGUUAUUAGUCAGGAACUCUUACCAAAUUUUGAUGUAGACAUCUGGUGUACUAUGGAAUAGCUGUUUCUACAUCCAAAUCAUAUUUCA